UGGCUGGAACGGUGUGACGUCACAGGAGAGCCACGCCCCGUCUCGCCGAUAAACAACACUGUGAUCAAAACAGUCUCGGAACAACAAGAAGCAGCUGGACCCUUUCGGUGCUCGGAAAAUCAUCAUUUCUUUUGGCCAGAUUGCAACGGAAGCAUAAAGAUGAUCGGCAAGAUCCUCUCUCACCUGCUUGGGAACGCCGGAGAGGAAUCCGAAGUGGCAAACGACGCUUACGACCAGAUCAUGGAGUUUGAGGAGGAAGGGUGGGUCGUUGUUCAUCUCCCAGAGAAUGAACCUUUAUCAGACGUGGACCCUCUGGAAAACCUGCUCAUCGAGCACCCCAGCAUGUCCGUCUACCAGAUGAGAUGCAGGAUGGGUGGAGAAGAGGAGGAGGAGGAGCUGGUCUCAGAGGACGAAGAUGCCCCCAGGCCGGUGGCGGUGCGGCGCCUCGUCUCCUGGCACCUCGGGGUGCCCCUGCCGUGCGGCGUCCAGCUGCUGGCCGUGCAGAGGGCCCGGAGCCAGGCCGAGCGGAGGAAGCUGAGCCGCGGCGCGCUGCAGCGGCAGAACCUGGCCAAGUGCCGCUCCCCGGGCGAGAGGCGGCUCGGCUACUUCAAGCAGCCCUGCCAGCGCCUGUACAGCUGCUGAGCAGCCGCCGCCCCCCCCCGGGGGGGACUCACCUCAGCCCAGAGACGAGCACACGGCCCUGGCUUCCACACCCUCAGGUCUUCAUCGUUUCACCUCACUCAGCUGGUUGUGCAACCCCGGCAGGGCGCGUGUGCCGUGCGACAAAAAUACAGUUUGUUUCAGCAAUUGGAUGCAGGCGGCUUGUACCUGAAAACAACGAACCGCCGCUGGCUCGCUGGGUUGGGAGCGUUACGUAAAAAAAUAAACAUAGAAACCGUUAAAUACCACAUGUGUUGCUUGCCUGCAGGGAUGAACUGAGAGUAGAGUAGUAAUGAGUGAAUAUUUUAGGUGUUGGAGUUAUGUGCUUUUACAGAAAACAGCAGUGUUUCAAUAUUAAGUUAAAAGCUGGAUGUUACUUUUAUUGUAGUGUGAUGCACGCGUCACGUCAGGUCGCGGCUCGGCCUCCUGCAAACGUACACGCGUGUAUCGGCCUGUAUAUUAUUAAUGCUGUGUGAAAACAUCAAGUGAACCUUCUUGGCUUCAUGGAAUAAACUCUUUUUGUACUUUUCAGCAAACACUCUUUUGUCAUGUUACACCAGUUGUACUUUACUUAAAUAUACUUUUUAUUUGUGUCUUUAUGAAAUGCAUUAAAAAAAAUGUGAAUAAAACUUGUUUUCUUAA
This is a messenger RNA of Cololabis saira (Pacific saury), 1302 nucleotides long. RefSeq lists its product as uncharacterized. Gene Ontology annotation, cellular component: nucleus; autophagosome. Gene Ontology annotation, biological process: positive regulation of DNA-templated transcription; autophagosome assembly. The transcript has 4 exons. The record is from RefSeq and is a predicted model, not a curated record. Bases 160 to 642 code for a protein of 160 amino acids. NCBI's taxonomy places the organism in Eukaryota, Metazoa, Chordata, Actinopteri, Beloniformes, Belonidae.